Messenger RNA from Penicillium waksmanii, 861 nucleotides. RefSeq names its product DUF614 domain protein. The record is from RefSeq and is a predicted model, not a curated record. Lineage: Eukaryota; Fungi; Ascomycota; Eurotiomycetes; Eurotiales; Aspergillaceae. The transcript has 2 exons. The coding region runs from base 1 to 861 and encodes 286 amino acids.
AUGAAUCGGCCACAGCCACUCCAGCUCAAUACCCAAGUGGGACAGAGUCAAAGAUACUCGUUCAUUGAGACUCCACUGGAAAUGAACGCCCGGACACAGAACUAUGAUCUAGAAAGUCCCCCUCCAAUGCCAGCGAACCCAACGCCGGCCCAUCGACAAGAGCAGCCCACACCCGAGCAACCGAUCCAGCAACCUCAAACAGCGGUAGUGUACCAAGAACGCGAACAAGAGUCGCAGGUAGACGAAGGAAGCAUUCCCACAUACUCGCGAUACCCACAGUUUGACCAACAUCCUGUUCAUUUCGCACCGGCGGCCGGUACUCCCCAGCCCCAACUGCUGCAGCACCAGAUACAUAUGCAAUCACCUCAGUAUGCAUACGGCCAGCCGCCUUGUUCGCCGGGACCCUUACCACCAAAAGUCAACGCUGAACCUCCCCGACGAGCAGACACCUUCACUAUCACCCCCGAUGCGAACCCUCUGCAGUCACCAAGAUCGCCAUUUUUCCCUCCUCCGCCCUCCUCGGCUCCCUCACAGACACCGGCGAUAGAUGACUUGGCCACAUACCAUCAGCCAGGGCAAAUAAUGCACCCAAAUCAGGAAGUGAUGGGAGGCGCAUGGCACCACGGGCUUUUCGCAACUAUACAACACACGAGGACAAGGAAGGCGUAUGGGAUCCAGGGAGGGAUUGCUUCAGAUUGUGUGCGAGCAACUUGCUGCACAUGUUGCACGUUGAUUCAGGAUGAGAAGGAGAUUCAGGAACGGGAGAAGCAGCGUGGACGCGCAGCUCUUGAGCGUGGUGCUAAUUUGCUCUCGCCGUACACAGCCCCAGGGCCAAUGGCGUAUCCACCGCCGCCGAAGUGA